This is a messenger RNA of Nipponia nippon (crested ibis), 2763 nucleotides long. The record is from RefSeq and is a predicted model, not a curated record. Lineage: Eukaryota; Metazoa; Chordata; Aves; Pelecaniformes; Threskiornithidae.
AUGAACACCCGGCAGCAAAGCAAAAUUAUCUACUCCUGGUAUGGAAAACCCAUGAGCUCAGACAGAAAACUGAGGACUUUCCAGUACAAGGGAAUCAUUAUUAAAUCAGAAAGAAGCAAAACAGAAACCUGUAUACAACUUGGCGAGUUUAUUUUAGUAGAAGGGGAGAAUGCAGAUCAACCUUUUGUGGCACAACUCCUGGAUUUAUAUGAAGAUGGCAUUCAGCAGAAACAUGCAGUCGUGCAGUGGUUCUCUCAUAUUACAGAGAUACCUCAGAAUAAACGGAAACUGCUUAAAAGAGAGGUUUCUCCUCAGGAGGUGUUUUUUGAUCAAGUUCCUGGCUAUGACACUGAUAUAGCCGUGGAGACCAUUAUUAAAAGUGUCAUGGUAAUACCACUGCAUCUGGGGGAGGAACUACCUAUUCCAUUAAACAAGGAACAAACUUUCUAUGUAAAACAGUCUUGGGAUGGGAAAUGCUUUAAGGCUUUGUCCCCUGACAUAUUCUCUAAGCUGAAAGAAGCUAAUAAGAAAGGAGGUGGCAUCCCAAAAUCUUCAAACUCAUUUUUUCCUUUGGAUAUCAUUUCCCCCCUGAAAAAGGAGACAGAGAGAGUUGUUCGGAGUACCACAAAACCCAAAAAUGUUGAGUUGGAAAUAGAAUCGAAACAUUCUGCUUCCAAGUCCUCCCUUGCUAAGGAGAGACAUUCACAGAGAGUGGCUAAUGGCAUCAAAACUCCAGCAGCAAGGAAGAAGUUACAGUUAAACAGUCCCACAAGAUCUCCUAAAGGCAGGAUCCUGGGAUGUGAAGUUUUGGAGCUUUUGGAUGAUGACUGUGAUGCUGUAGCACCGUUAGAACCAUCAGCUACUAAAAGAAAAGUGAAAUUCCCUGGCAUUUUAGGCUCGCCACCAAAAAUACCUUGCGCCAAUGAUAAGUCAAAGUCAAUGUUUGAUACUGCAGACCGAUGGCAGAGAUUUAGUGAUACAAUACGAUUAUCACCCUAUAGUAAGGUCAAAGACUCCAGUGAGAAAGCCAAAAAUCUUAAUAUGAAAGACGACAUUAUAUCUUUAAUUGGACAUCAGGAACUGCAUAGUCAGAGCCUUGUAUUGACCCCUCGCUCCCGUAGAACAUGCGCACAGAAAACAAGCGCUCGCAUUGCAGAGCAAAUCAGCAUAUUAAAUACACUAGAGUCAAACCAGGAAGAGGAUUUCCUCUCUAGCUCAGACAGCUCUUACUCUUCAAGUAGUGAGGAGGAAGAGAAGGAUGAUGUGUUCUGUACCCCAGAAAAGAAAACUAAAUCAAGCAGAAUAUUCAGCACCCCAAAAUCUUCAAGGAAGUCUUCAGUUCACACUCCUGCUAAGACCCUGAAGAAAACUCCUUUACCAGGAACACCAAAGACACCCCGGAACGCAACUCCUGAAAUUCCUAGGCGCAACCAUGAAGCACAGAAACCAGCCAGUAUACUAGAAGAAGCCAGAUUAAGGCUGCAUGUUUCUGCUAUCCCAGAAUCUCUGCCUUGUCGUGAGGAAGAAUUCCAGGAUAUCUAUAACUUUGUGGAAAGCAAACUUAUUGAUGGUACAGGAGGGUGCAUGUAUAUUUCUGGAGUGCCUGGAACAGGUAAAACUGCAACUGUUCACGAAGUAAUUCGCUGUCUUCAGGAAGCUGCAGAAAAUGAUGACCUACCAUCAUUCCAGUUUGUAGAGAUUAAUGGCAUGAAGCUGACUGACCCUCACCAAGCUUACGUGCAGAUACUAGAGUUACUGACAGGUCAGAAGGUGACAGCAACCCAUGCUGCAGCACUGUUGGCAAAACUGUUCAAUACACCUGGACCAAAGAGGAAGACCACAGUGCUGAUAGUGGAUGAGCUUGAUCUUCUGUGGACCCGGAAACAGAAUGUGAUGUACAAUUUAUUUGACUGGCCAACUCAAAAGCACUCCAAGUUAAUCAUCUUGGCCAUUGCUAACACCAUGGACUUGCCAGAGAGAAUAAUGAUGAACAGAGUAGCUAGCAGACUGGGCCUCACCAGAAUGUCCUUUCAGCCCUACACCUACAAACAGUUACAGCAAAUUAUUUCAUCCAGACUGAACAGCAUGAAGGCAUUUGAAGAGGAUGCGAUUCAGCUAGUUUCCAGAAAGGUUGCAGCACUGUCCGGAGAUGCAAGGCGUUGCCUUGAUAUCUGCAGAAGGGCCACUGAGAUCUGUGAGUUUGCUAGCCAAAAGAGAACCCCUGAAAUAGUCAGGAUGGCCCACAUAACAGAAGCCAUAGAUGAAAUGUUUUCAUCACCAUAUAUAAAUGCAAUCAGGAAUGCCUCAUUGCACGAGCAGAUCUUUUUGAAAGCAAUUUUAGCAGAGUUUCGCAGGGCAGGAGUUGAGGAGGCAACAGUUCAACAGGUCUAUCAUCAACACAUAGCGCUGUGUAGAAUUGAAGGCAUGCAGAGUCCUACGGUAUCGGAAAUUAUGGCGAUUUGUUCAAGACUUGGCGCCUGCAGGCUCUUGCUGGUGGAGUCCAGUAAUAAGUAUCUUCACAUGCGGGUGCGACUAAAUAUCAGCCAGGACGAUGUCAUGUACGCAUUCAAGGAUGAAUAAGGCAACAAGAGAUUUUAUUUUUCUGAUAAGUAUAAAUAUUUUAAAUAGUCUAUUUUUAAUUUUUUUAAUUGUUGAUGAAAUGGAAAUAGUGAAAUGUAUUUUUUCUAAAUACUUUGGUUAAAUGUUUGAUGUGUUAAAGCACUUUUUGUAUAAUAAAGAAUUUGCUUCAAAGCAUUUUAAAUA